AUGACGUCAUUUGACGGGAAAAUAUCGGUAAGGAAGAAGAGGUCACCGUGUUGCAUGAAUAUGGGUAUGAAGAGAAGACCAUGGAGGAAUGAAGAGGACAAGAUUCUUGCGAACUUCAUCAAGAAAGAAGGCGAAGGAAGGUGGGUAACGCUUCCACAAAGAGCUGGCUUACUCCGAUGUGGAAAAAGCUGCCGUCAACGGUGGAUGAAUUAUCUCCGGCCGUCUGUAAGACGUGACGAUAUCACUUCCGACGAGGAGGAUCUCAUCCUCCGCCUUCAUCGCCUCCUUGGCAACCGGUGGUCAUUGAUCGCGGGAAGGAUACCGGGAAGGACUGAUAAUGACAUCAAGAACCAUUGGUACACUUAUCUUAGUAAGAAACUCUUAAGAGAAGGCAUUGAUCCUCAAACCCACAAGCCUCUUGAUGCAAACAACACCCAUACACCGGGAGAAGAAGUUUCCGGUAGACAAAAUCUUCUAGAGCCUGAUUCUAAUUAUUCUCACACUGAUAAUACCAAUGUUAGUAACGGGAAUGAAGCUAGCAAGAUCAGUUUAAGCGUCUUUGGUGAUGAAGACUUUGGUUUCUCUUACGAUGAAAAGUUCUCUUCGUUUCUUAAUUCGCUCAUCAAUGAUGAUCCUUCUGAUAGUAAUAUUCAAUUAUCCCAGCCGAUACAGAUUCAAGAUUGA
This is a messenger RNA of Eruca vesicaria subsp. sativa (arugula), 684 nucleotides long. The record is from the annotation of a GenBank genome assembly. NCBI's taxonomy places the organism in Eukaryota, Viridiplantae, Streptophyta, Magnoliopsida, Brassicales, Brassicaceae.